This is a messenger RNA of Fimicolochytrium jonesii, 1455 nucleotides long. RefSeq lists its product as uncharacterized. Gene Ontology annotation, biological process: RNA processing. Gene Ontology annotation, molecular function: mRNA binding. Bases 217 to 1329 code for a protein of 370 amino acids. Gene Ontology annotation, cellular component: nucleus. The transcript has 3 exons. The record is from RefSeq and is a predicted model, not a curated record. Lineage: Eukaryota; Fungi; Chytridiomycota; Chytridiomycetes; Spizellomycetales; Powellomycetaceae.
CGCAUUUCAGUAUGCAAAGUGAAGUCAGUAUGCAAAGUUCAGUAUGCAAAGUGAAGUCAGCCCUGUUGCGUGUGGGAUUCAAUUCAUCCCACGAACAGUUUUCCAAUACUUGUGUCUCGAAGUUUCCACGCAGCACAGGCAGCACAGGCAUGUCACGGAGCAGCGCAUCCGGCACGCAGAAGACGCAAGACGCUGCCAAGGCAAAACAAUGAGCGGAUGGUGACCCCGCCAGACAAUAGGCCCGAUGCCGUGGAAGCUGCAAUUCUCAAACAGGUUGAGUACAUACUUCUGACCCAAGAGCAGAAGUUGAAGCUUAGUCUACGCAUGACCGCUAACCCACUUUCCACAGACGAAAACCUCCCAAAAGACAAAUACCUCAACGAAGUCCUCCGGCUGCACCAAGGCUGGGUGCCCAUUUCCGUCCUGCGGAGUUUCAAAAAAUUGAAAGCGAUUCAGUCCGACAGCGUGCGGAUAGCCAUUGCGUUGAAGAAGAGUGAUGGGAUGCUUGAGGUCGAUGGGACGGGGAAGAAGGUUAGGAGGAGGACGCGGAUAUCUGCGAAUGCAAAGGGGGUUGACAAGGAGGCACAGAGUAAGGAGGGGAAGAGGAAGACAGAGGAUGAGCAAGGAGAACGGAAUAGCGAUGAGACCGCCUCAAAGAAACGUCGCCAAACACAGCCCACCCCAUCCACCACCCACCCAAUCCCACCCGCCACAGCCCUCGACAUCUUCCACACCCGCCACUUCAGCCAAUCCGUCAAACAAACCUUCUUCCAAAACCCCAUAUUCGGGCCUCUCACAUCGUCUACGGCCGCGCCGAUAGCGCAUGAUGCAGACAAUUACUGGUCAAAGUUGUGCACACCGUGCGCAGAGUACUGGUCGAAUUACUAUAGCCAGCAGCAGGACACGUUAGACGUCACGGGUGUCACGGAUGAAAUGGCCCCGACUGAGGAAGAUGAAACAUGGGAAGCGGACGAAGAUGUUACAUAUGAGGAAGAUGUUACAUAUGACAACGAAGUCGCAUACGACGACGACAAAGAUGCCGCAUACGAUGACGAAACCGAACCAUCCUACAUCCUAACCCCCGGCAUGAUCGACAUGUUCCGGCACCCGGCCACCUGGAAGAUCGAGAAGCGCCGGAUAGCGGAGGAGAUGGAGGCGAAGGAGGCUGCAGGUACGUUUUCUCCCGUUUCACGCGCCUACCCCACGUACAUAUUGCCGCCACAAUCUCACAUAUCAGCCCAUUCUCUCAUUCUACCUGCCAGAAACAGCAGCAUCCACAGCCCAAUCCAACCUCAACACAUGCACCCCCGCGACCCGCUUCGCCGCUAAACAACAUCUGGAUGGCGCCGAUGGUGCGUACAAGGUUAUUCUGAUGGAAGACGCUUUGACGGAGUGGGUCAAGACGGGGACGGAGAAGGGGAAGGGGAAGGGGCGGAAGAGGGUUGUGUGGCCUAU